GGGCAGUGCGCUCGGGGCGCGCGGAAUGUGAGGCUCGGCGGGCCGCAGCGCGCACGGACGCUCGGACAGGCGAGGGGCAGUGACCCCUCGCGGACGCCCCGGCCGCGCACGCCGGGCCGGGCACUCGCCCUCUCGCUCGCCCUUAGGCGCGUCCCGCGCCCUCCAGCGCGCCGGCGGGACCAUGAAGAAGUUCUCUCGAAUGCCCAAGUCGGAGGGCGGCGGCGGCGGCGGAGCGGCGGGUGGCGGGGCCGGCGGGGCCGGGGCCGGUAGCUCGUCCGUGGGGGUCCGGGUGUUCGCGGUCGGCCGCUACCAGGUCACCCUGGAGGAGUCGCUGGCCGAAGGUGGCUUCUCCACUGUUUUCGUGGUGCGGACUCAUGGUGGACACCGUUAUGCAUUGAAGCGAAUGUAUGUCAAUAACACGACAGACCUCAACAUUUGUAAAAGGGAAAUUACAAUUAUGAAAGAGCUAUCUGGUCACAAAAAUAUUGUGGGUUAUUUGGACUGUGCUGUAAAUUCAAUUAGUGAUAAUGUGUGGGAAGUGCUUAUCUUAAUGGAAUAUUGUCGAGCUGGGCAGGUAGUGAAUCAGAUGAAUAAGAAGCUGCAGACUGGCUUUACAGAAGCAGAAGUGUUACAGAUAUUCUGUGAUACCUGUGAAGCUGUUGCAAGGUUGCAUCAGUGUAAGACUCCGAUAAUUCACCGGGAUCUCAAGGUAGAAAAUAUUUUGUUGAAUGAUGGUGGAAACUAUGUACUUUGUGACUUUGGCAGUGCCACAAAUAAAUUUCUUAAUCCUCAAAAAGAUGGAGUUAAUACAGUAGAAGAAGAAAUUAAAAAGUAUACAACUCUGUCAUACAGAGCCCCUGAAAUGAUCAACCUUUAUGGAGGGAAGCCUAUCACCACCAAGGCUGAUAUCUGGGCCCUGGGAUGUUUACUGUAUAAACUUUGUUUCUUCACUCUUCCUUUUGGUGAGAGCCAGGUUGCCAUCUGUGACGGCAGCUUUACCAUCCCAGACAACUCUCGUUACUCCCAUAACAUACAUUGCUUAAUAAGGUUCAUGCUUGAACCAGAUCCAGAGCGGAGACCCGAUAUAUUUCAAGUGUCAUAUUUUGCAUUUAAAUUUGCCAAAAAGGAUUGUCCAGUCUCCAACAUCAAUAAUUCUCCUAUUCCUUCAACUCUUCCUGAACCGAUGACUGCUAGUGAAGCAGCUUCUAGGAAAAGCCAAAUAAAAGCCAGAAUAACAGACACCAUUGGACCAACAGAAACCUCAAUUGCACCAAGGCAAAGACCAAAGGCCAAUUCUUCUACUGCCACUCCCAGUGUGCUGACCAUUCAAAGUUCAGCAACACCUGUUAAAGUCCCUGCUCCCGGUGAAUUCGGUAAUCACAGACCAAAAGGACCACUGAAACCUGGAAAUGGCCCUGAGAUUUUACUGGGUCAGGGGCCCACUCAGCAGCCUCCACAGCAGCAUCGAGUCCUUCAGCAGCUACAGCAGGGAGACUGGAGACUGCAGCAGCUUCAUCUGCAGCACCGCCAUCCUCACCAGCAGCAGCAGCUUCUUCAGGAUGCUUAUAUGCAGCAGUAUCAGCAUGCAGUGCAGCAGCAACAGAUGCUUCAGCAGCAGUUGUUAAUGCAUUCGGUGUAUCAGCCACAACCUUCUGCAUCACAAUAUCCUGCAAUGAUGCAGCAGUAUCAGCAGGCUUUCUUGCAGCAGCAGAUGCUCGCUCAGCAUCCGCAGUCUCAACCACAGGCAUCACCAGAGUAUCUCACCUCCCCUCAAGAGUUCUCCCCAGCCUUAGUGUCCUACUCUUCAUCACUUCCAGCUCAGGUUGGACCCAUGAUGGACUCCUCUUAUAGUGCCAAUAGGUCAAUUGCUGGUAAAGAAGCAGUUGCAAAUAUGACAAAUCAGAAGAACAUCAGUAACCCACCUGAUAUGUCAGGGUGGAAUCCUUUUGGAGAGGACAAUUUCUCCAAGUUAACAGAAGAGGAACUGUUGGACAGAGAAUUUGACCUUCUCAGAUCAAACAGGCUCGAGGAAAGAGCAGCCUCAGAUAAGAAUGUAGAGCCACUUUCUGCUCCAUAUAACCAUCCUCCAGAGGAUCCUUUUGGUUCUCUUCCUUUCAUUUCCCACUCAGGUUCUCCUGAAAAGAAAAUUGAACAUCCCUCCAUGAAUCAAGAAAACGGCACUGCAAACCCUAUCAAGAAUACAAAAGGAAGUCCAGUCUCUAAAGACCACCGGACUGGUAAGAAAACCUCAGAGAAUUCAUUAGUACGUGCUCAAGUGCAAAAGGGGAACGACGAAUCUGAGAGUGAUUUUGAGUCCGAUCCCCCUUCUCCGAAGAGCAGCGAGGAGGAAGAACAGGAGGAUGAGGAAGUUCUCCAGGGAGAACAAGGAGAUUUUAAUGAUGACGACACUGAACCGGAAAACCUGGGGCACAGGCCUCUGCUCAUGGAUUCUGAAGAUGAGGAAGAGGAGGAGAAGCACAGCUCCGAUUCGGACUACGAGCAGGCCAAAACAAAGUACAGCGACGCGAGCCCAGGCUACAGGGACGCCGGCGGUGGAGCGGUCCAGGGUCCUAGCACAGCACUCCUCACGCCCGCCCGGGUGCCCUCGGACGUGGGAGCGGGGACUCCCAGACCCGAGUUUGAUGUCUUUGGCGCUGUCCCCUUCUUCGCUGCGCGGGCUCAGCUGCCCCGCCAGGGGGAGCAGAAGGACCUCUCUCCGCACAGUCGGCUUCCCGCCACGGGGCUCGAACCGGAGGAAUUCGAUGUCUUCACCAAGGCACCCUUCAGCAAGAAGGUGGUGGCGCGCGAUGCGCACGCCGCGCCGGCUGGCCCCCCCAGCGUGGAUGUCUUUGGCUCCACGCCGUUCCAGCCCUUCCCUCCAUCUGCCAGUAAAAGCGACAGCAGCGAGGACCUUUUCGGGCUGGUGCCCUUCGAGGAGAUAACUGGGAGUCCGCAGCAGAAAGUCAAGCAGCGCAGCCUACAGAAACUGUCCUCCCGGCAGAGGCGCACCAAGCAGGAUGCAGCCAAGAGCAAUGGGAAGCGGCACCACGGCACCCCGACCGGCGCCAAGAAGCCAGCCAAGCCUGCCUUCCGCACCCCUGAGCGGGCCCGCCGGCACAGGAGGGUGGGCCGCCGGGACUCGCAGAGCAGCAACGAGUUCCUGACCAUCUCGGACUCCAAGGAGAACAUCAGCGUGGCCCUGACAGAUGGGAAGGACCGUGGGCACGUCCUGCAAGCCGACGAGGGUCUAUUGGACCCCUUCGGGGCCAAGCCCUUCCACCCUCCGGACCUGCCGUGGCACUCCCCGCACCAGGGCCUGAGCAGCGACCACAACCCGGUCCUGCCCGGGAGGCCCCGGCCGAAUUCACUGCACGGCUCCUUCCACGGGGCAGAGGCGUUGAAAAUGGAUGAUUUUGGUGCCGUGCCCUUCACAGAACUCGUGGUGCAGAGCAUCACCUCCCAUCAGCCCCAACAGCCCCAGCCCGUCGAAUUAGACCCCUUCGGUGCUGCUCCGUUUCCUUCUAAACAGUAGAGGACUUCUGACGGACUCUUGGUAUUAACUCCUGUUUCAAAGAAAAAAAAAAGUAUGAAUAGUUUUAUGAAUUUGAAAGAAAAUUUAUUUGUAUAGCUCUUUAUAUCAUUCAUUCUUACAGGUCAAUCAGAAUAGGCGAUUUUUAAAUAAACCAAAUAGAAAAAGGAAGUAUCUGCACAGGGUAGUGACUCCACGUCUUUCCACGCAGGCGCAAAGGAAGCGAAGGUGGCAGGUUCUAACCUGGGGUUUCAGCUCCCCACCUGACCGCACAGAAAUCUAGGGAAUGCGUGUGGCCCCUGAAAAGUGACCGGGAGCUGUGGCGUUACUUUUAUAACAGAAUGUCACUUUUGUGCGCACAUCCCAGGCUCAUUCCAGAAUCGAGCAUUUAAAACUAAGGUUACUUGUAUAUACACAAAUUGCAUUUGUGGAUUUUUUUUAAAUAUCUCUUCUAAUUUCCAUGAGGUUAAAAAAAAAAAAUCCAUUUCUCAUAAAGAAUGAGAAAGUUAUCCAGACAGUGCAGAGAUUUUUGUCCUUACACCUUUCUCCACAAAGAGGAGCCAGAAGUCACUGACUGUUGUGCCUAAAACUAUUAAAAAAAAAAAAAAGUGCCAUUAAUAUGGACUAUUACAUAGAAGCCUAGAACAAAAACUAGAGAUAGCUAGUUGAUGGGUAGAAAAAUGGAGAGAAAAAAGGAAUGAUACAGAGGAGAGGAAAAAACAUUCAGUGAUACUUCAGGAACACUUUAUGUUCUGAUUUUGAAUGGCUUCUAGCUCAAAACUUUUAUUAUGUCUCUAGUAAAACAAUUAUUGGAAAAACUGGGAGUGAGGACAAGGUUCAUAGAGAAAUAUUAUUCUAGGGAAAAAUAUGUAGCUGAAACCCUGAGUUUCUGAGACGUUUACAAUGUAAAAUCAUGUUGCAUUUAAUAAUGUGCUUUAUUAAAUAACCACCUUCACCAACUAUUCCCCAAGUCGUCUGGUGAGCAGCAGUGUUGGAGUUAGGUCUGAAGGGUGGAGUAGUUUUAAUAAAGAGAACAGAAGAGCGAAUCCCACAAAGCCUUACAGGCAGGCCUUGCACAUCCUGCCGCAAGUACCUCUGCACUAAUACCCGAGAUCUGAAAGUGGCUGUAAGGUGUCAAGGUGAUGAGGGGCUAGCAUCUCAACUCUGCUAGUUAGCUGAUUGUGACUUUAGUGAAAAGAACCCAGCUACCAAAUUGCCUUUUGAUUUUUACAUUACAAAUCCUAAUUAGAAACUUGAGAUUUUAUAGAAAUUGUUUAAUAAGGUAGAAAUCAUUAAUGUGAAUACAGUCUGUUUCUCCUGUGUCUCCAUUUUAAGUUACAGUUAACUGUCCCUGCCUUGCAAGUGAACAUUUAGAAGUUUCUAGAACCAUUAAAGCUAUUUACAGAAAAGGGUAGAAACGCCUAUCAGCUUGCACUCUCCUUGAUUGCUGUAUUUUAAAUUAACGCUUUGAGCCCAAUUAAAAUCUAUUUUAUCAGUAACCUUAUUAGAAUCUCAAUUAUAGUGCCCCAACUGGGAUGAGCUAUUUGCCUGUUUUCAUAGUUCUAAACUUGGAAAGAAACAAAGUAUCUGUAACUAAACCCUCUAUGUUUUCUUGCUUCUCUCUUCUGUGUUUUAAAUCAGAUACAGAUUUGUGGACAAACAGGACAGCAAUAUGUGAAUGAUGUGUAUCAGAGACAGAUCAAUCAUGAGAGUCAUUACUGCGUAAACCUUAGAGCCCAACCGCACCAGUUUUACUUGUCCUUGUGCCAAAGGCAAAUGUUACGUUUGCACCUUUUUUUUUCUCUUUCUGAUUCUCAGGUUGAUUAAUACUGCUAAUGCAAAUGCUCAAGUAGAUGUUCUUUAAAACUUUACAAAGUAGAUUCAAGUGAUACUUUCUUUUAAAAGUGAAGAGUUGAUGAUUACACAUAGUUAAUUCAUGAACUACAGUAGGUUUGUAUCAAACAGUCUGUUAAUGAAAAUCUGUUGGUUGAUGUAUAUACAAGAUGCUUCUUUGACUAUUUUAGUCCUUAUUAGCCUUUGUCUCUGCUAGACCUCAUGAGUUUCAUAAUUUAGAAGGGGUACAGAUGAAUCAGUGUGGUCCCCUUGGGAUGUAAUAUGAAUUAUCUAGAGUCUGUCAGAUACCAAGGCCUUGCUUACACUCGUUUUCAAUACACUGAAUAAUUUUAAAUGAUUUAGACACUGACAGACACUUUGGCUUAUAAUGCUGGAUAAAUUCUAAAGAAACACUUUGACAUUGUUUAAAAUAUUGACAGUCAUAUGUUUGUUAUAUCACAAUGACACAUUUAGUACUUAUAGGGGACCCAAUGGGAUAGAAUGGGGAGAUUCCUUUGUGUUCAAGUGGAGGAAUUUUCCCAAGGAGUAUAGGAUUAGGGUCGCUUUCUGUUUCCCAUCAUGUUUUCCCACUACUGUUAGACUGUAGGUCACUCCACACAGUUGAUGCCUGGCUAAUUCCCUUAUGAGAAUAAAGCUCCCAAGAUGUGUGAAAGAGCUUAAUGCAUACUUGGCACACAGCACUCGGUUUGGCUCUAUUAUGGGAUGGUCCAGUUCUUGUAUAAGGAAGGAAUGCUGAAAAGAAAUCAUGUCUCUAUUAAUCAGCUAUCGUCUGUGCUUUUUUAGCAUGUAAAGUCGUCAUAACUCUAAACCUGUAAUACUUGAACAUCACAAAGGGAAGUGACAUAUUACAAAGCUAGCAAAAGUCUGAGGCCAAAGUUAUUUCUGUCCUAACAGCUUUAAUCAUGCUUCUUGGUUUUGAAUUAUCUUUUAAAAAGCGGACCAUUUGCUUAAUUAUUUUAAUGUUACCACUUCAGCAAAAUGUUGUGUUGAAAAGACCAGCUUCUAUGGCACUGAGGAAUGUUAGACAUUCUGCUAGGACACAAAAGUUGCUUGGUAUGUAUGUUUUAGGUGGAGGAGGAAACGUGGUGGGCUGGGUGAAACUGACUAGAAUAUUUAUUUCCAUCAGGAAAGUGUGAUUCUUCCACUGAUGUGACCUCCGCCCUGUGUGUGUGUGUGUGUGUGUGUGUGUGUGUGUGUGUACACUCGGGGCCCAGUUAUGCCAUUAUUUGGAAACGUAGACAGAAGCAGCUUUGGAUCCUCCCGUUUGUCAUGUGAUAGGGACAGACUGCUGUCCUCAUCUUGCUGGUGGGAAACCCUCCUCUACUCUGGUGUGCAGCAGGCAGAGCCCUUUCGUCCUCUCUGCUUAGCUUAUUUUAGGUUGUGGUACUUCAUAUCAGCAUUGAGAGAAGGUACACAUGUAUUCUUAUCACUGGUUCUGAGGAGUUUGGGUACAUUUGUUUUAAUAUGUGUAGACUGUGCGGUAAACAUUUUUUUUUUUUUAAGCAAAAUUACUUAUCAUUUAUCAUUUUAGGUCCAGUGUUGAGCUGACAGAUCUACUGUGAGAAUGAACUGACAGAUCUACUGUGAGAAUAACAUAACGAUAGUUUAUAUGAAAACUUUUAUACACAGUGGGGUUUAUACAUUAGGGUAAAUAUAUAAACCCGCACUUGCAUGCACAUGUCACAUCUCUCUAGUGUGGAGUUAAUGUGAAUUUUUACAUUCUGAAUGGAAUUGCAACCACAAUCAUUGCUAAAAGAACAUUCACUCCUCGUGAGGGUUUACAAAAGCCACUAAAAGAAUAAGGUAGACAGAUGAAAAUGCAAAGGGCCAUCAUUUGGGGUUAUUUUUAUUUAAAAAUUUAUUGUGCUACUUUUGAAAGAGAAUUGUUUUUAUGACUAUGCUCUUUUUGUGAUUGAAAAGUCAUCUAAUAGUAAGCAGUAUAGUAAUAAUAAUAGGCUACUUUUUAAUUGCUGGCAAACAGCUUUAAGUGCACUUUCUUUGAUUACACUUCCAUUUUUUGUUAAACUUGAAUUUUCUGAAGCCUUUUAUGUACCACUAAGCAAAUAAUUUUAACUUUUAAUAAACCUGAUUUUCAUCUUUAUUAUAUUUCUAAUUGUUAAGACCAUACUUUCUAAAGUUAACUUCAAUCCUCAGAUAGAGCUGGGAAACUGUUAUGAAAUAGCAUCAGUUGCUUUUUUUUUCCUCCUUCCUAUAUCUAAUUAAGCACUAACUGAUUUUAGUACUAUAUUGCCUUUACAUUGCUUAUUCUUAUUGACUGAAUCCUAUCCCUCAUUCACUUUGUUUUGUUUCAAAUUUAAAGUUAUUUUCUUACUGUAUUUAUCAUACCUACUGUUUUAAUAAUCUGCUUUCUUUAAAUGCAAUAAAUCCCAAAUGGAUUGCAUAUUCUUUAUAAUCAGUGACUUUGAGUUUUUCAUUAUUUGUCGUCUUAUUAAAAGUUUUGGAUGCCAA
Messenger RNA from Bubalus bubalis (water buffalo), 7852 nucleotides. RefSeq names its product BMP2 inducible kinase (gene BMP2K). NCBI's taxonomy places the organism in Eukaryota, Metazoa, Chordata, Mammalia, Artiodactyla, Bovidae. The transcript has 16 exons. Gene Ontology annotation, biological process: protein phosphorylation. The coding region runs from base 182 to 3532 and encodes 1116 amino acids. The record is from RefSeq and is a predicted model, not a curated record. Gene Ontology annotation, molecular function: protein kinase activity; ATP binding.